Molecule: messenger RNA, 2792 nt
Organism: Hippocampus comes (tiger tail seahorse)
Lineage: Eukaryota; Metazoa; Chordata; Actinopteri; Syngnathiformes; Syngnathidae
Gene: cnot2
Product: CCR4-NOT transcription complex, subunit 2
Exons: 15
Coding region: 206-1780 (524 amino acids)
Biological process (GO): regulation of DNA-templated transcription
Cellular component (GO): CCR4-NOT core complex
Source: RefSeq, a predicted model, not a curated record
UUGUAUAUCGCCUUUCCAACAGGACGCGAAGCUCAGCUCGUUGAAAUGAAUGAGUGAAAUUGGCCCCGUUGUUUUCCUGUGCCUUUUUCACGGCGAAACGGUUCCUUUAGCUAUUAGCUUCAUCUGAUUGUCACUGUUGCUGCCUGGCAAACGGAGCGUAAAUUGAGCCGAGAAAAGGGGCAUCUGUCUCCAGGUGACAAAAGGCAUGUUUGGUUCGAGAAAGAAAUUUCCAGAGUUCGUUGAGGUAGUGGACAACGACUUUACUGAUGAAAGCAUGUACUACAACCAGCCGUCGAUGUUCCCACAUCGGUCGGACAAAGACAUGCUGUCGUCACCUUCGCCGUCCUCAUCCUCGGGGCAGCUGUCACAGCUUGGUGCAAGUUUGUAUGGUCCACAAAGUGCACUCGGCUUUUCGGUACGAGGCAUGGGGAACAGUACGCCUCAGUUAAACCGAAAUUUAACACAAAGCACCCAGCUACAAAGUCACAUUACCCCCACAACAGGUGUCCCCACUAUGUCCCUCCAUACUCCUCCAUCGCCGAGCAGGGGGUCUUUACCGAUGAACACGAGGAACAUGCUGAACCACUCUCAGGUCGGGCAAGGCCUCGGCAUGAGCGGCAGGACCAAUAGUAUGAGCAGCUCAGGCCUGGGCAGCCCCAAUCGCAGCUCUCCAAGUAUCAUCUGUAUGCCCAAACAGCAACCAGCACGCCAGGCCUUCACUGUAAACAGCAUGUCCGGAUUUGGAAUGAACCGCAACCAAGCUUUUGGGAUGAACAACUCAUUAUCAAGCAAUAUUUUCAAUGGCACAGAUGGGAGUGAAAACCUUGCGGGACUUGAUCUGUCAGAUUUCCCUGCAUUAGCGGACAGGAGUAGGAGAGAAGGGACCGGCAAUCCAACACCGGUGCUUAACCCGCUGGCUGGAAGAGCUCCCUAUGUUGGCAUGGUGACAAAACCAUCAACUGAACAGACACAGGAUUUCUCAAUCCAUAAUGAGGACUUCCCUGCGUUGCCUGGCCCAAAUUACAAGGAUCCGUCGUUGACCAGCGAUGAAAAUAAAACUAACUUGAAUUCAACAAGCAAGAGCACAUCCAAUACAGAUGGGCCCAAGUUCCCAGGGGACAAGACGGCCUCGGCGCAGAACAACAACCAGAAGAAAGGGAUCCAGGUGUUGCCCGACGGCCGGGUGACGAACAUUCCCUCAGGCAUGGUGACUGACCAAUUUGGUAUGAUUGGCCUUUUGACGUUCAUCCGGGCAGCAGAAACGGAUCCUGGGAUGGUCCAUCUGGCACUCGGAAGCGACCUCACAACACUGGGUCUCAAUUUGAAUUCACCAGAAAACCUUUACCCCAAGUUUGCAUCACCCUGGGCCUCAGCACCCUGUCGACCUCAAGAUAUUGACUUCCAUGUUCCAUCGGAGUACUUAACCAAUAUCCACAUAAGGGACAAGCUGGCUGCCAUUAAACUGUCUCGAUACGGUGAAGACUUGUUGUUCUACUUGUACUACAUGAAUGGUGGGGACUUGCUACAACUUCUGGCAGCAGUAGAACUCUUUAACCGGGACUGGCGGUACCACAAAGAGGAGCGACUUUGGAUCACACGAGCACCUGGCAUGGAGCCGACAUUGAAGACCAAUGCCUACGAGAGGGGCACCUACUACUUUUUUGAUUGUCUUAACUGGAGAAAAGUGGCCAAGGAAUUCCAUCUGGAGUAUGACAAGCUGGAAGAGAGGCCUCACGUGCCAACAACAUUCAACUACAACCCAGCCCAGCAGGCCUUCUAAGGCCGACCUGUCCACAAGGCUACAGCUGUUCCUGCACAUAAUGCUGUUGUCCCGGGAAGGCGCUGUGGUUCUCACAGCCUGGUUUUUAUUCCUUGAGGAUUUGUCUGUUUGACUGCAGGGGAGGCAUGUCUGACAUCAGAACUACCCUCCUGUUCCAAAAUUUCAUGUUGCCCAGAACACCAACAUUUUUGUUUUUAUUCUAUUUGUUACACCCUGAUUUUUUGUUUUUUCAGUCUUGUUUUGAGCAGGGUCUGUGUUAUGUUUACGUCUGAGUCUGAAGCCUGAAUUCUCCCAGGAAGAAGGACUGACCCUCGUUUGUAACACCAGAAAAAGUGAGGGGGAAGGCAAAAUAAAAUCCUCAAACUCAAGUGAAAGGGUGAAAGAAAUGCAAUGUUUAUUGUUGCACUAUAUUUAGUAAUAAAAGAACACAACAUUUGUUUGUGCUUUUUAUUAUGCCAACACUCCCUUGCAUUUGUUUUGCUUCUAUUUUUUCCCUUGAUUCAGGUAUUUGCAGUUUCUCACCCUUUAUUCUUUUUCUUCACCACCAACUAUUUCCUCUCAUUCUGUAUUUGUCCUGAUGUCUUGCUCCAAACUUUUAGCUUGUGAAGUGUGGACUACUUGGUGCCCACCAAUAUGGACAUAAUCCUUACCCUUAGAGGGUAAACACCGACAAACAGUUGCUUUAGAGCAAACAAAACACUUUUACUGUCUUUGUUACAAUUUUCUAAGAAUUGUGUACAUUUUGUUUCUUGACAUCACAUGAAUUAGUAUAUGUAACUUUGAAUGUGUAUAUAUGAUUGCAAUAUAUGUGUAUACAGUAUAUAUAUAUAUAUAUAUAUAUAUAUAUGACAUCUAUUUUGGAACAAAUCUUGCCCUGCCUUGUACCUCGUUUUUGAGGUGAGCAUGGAUGAAAUAUGCGGAAGGAACAGGAUAUUUGCUGGAGCCUGGAACACAGCACUUUGGGCAUCAAAAUAGGAAAGUCAUGCAAGGAAUUUCGUGAUUCUCAGCUUAA